AUUUUGAAUAUUUCUGUUAAUGAGUUUCCUGUACUCAGCCAUUUUAAGCUUGGAUACGUUCCAAAAUAAAGUUGUAGUCAUCCCUCUUUCUAUGAUGUUACAUGUAUAAUCAUACAUAAUUUGUAUUUAAGAAGAAUAGCCUAUAUACAUUAUACCUGUAAACCUGUUCACCUCACAUUUCUGUAGACACUAUCUGUUUAUCCGUAAAUGAUAGUUCCCGAUGCUCAUCAUUUAUGUUUUUUGUUUGUCCUCUACGUAGGUAUCCUGGGAUGCCAGAGGAGGACUUUUUAAAAGCUUGCCCUGUAUGUUGUAACGUUUGCAACUGCAUAGCAUGUUUGCGGUUAGAUGGAUCAGUGAAACAUUUGUUGAAUGUAGAAGUGAAGUUCAGCGAUGAAGAAAAACUCGAGUACUCUAAGCACAUUGUACGAGCACUUUUGCCUGCUCUGGAACAAUUUAAUACCGAGCAAAUGAUUGAAAGGCAGAUUGAGUGUCAGAUUCAUGCAUUGCCAGAUUCAGAGAUUAAUAUACGGAAAGCAAACUACGAGAAGGAUGAUCGCAUUUCUUGUGACUAUUGCAGUGCUUUUAUUGUUGAUUUACACCGGAGUUGUUCAACAUGUUCGUAUGAACUUUGCCUUACAUGUUGCAAAGAAUUAAGGAAUGGCAACCUGCAAGCAUAUGCAUCCGAAGUGAGGAUGCAAUUAUUAACAAUGGACCAGAUUAUUUGCAUGGUAAAAGUUGUAGCAUAAUUUCAUGAAGAAUGAAACCACUGAAGCCAAGGUGGCAAUGACAUCUAAAUGGAAGUCCAUGGAAAGUGGUGCCAUUCGUUGCCCUCCCAAAGAUAUGGGAGGCUGUGGUAAAGGAACCUUACAUUUGAGAUGUAUAUUUUCUGAGAAUUGGAUAUCACAGCUGUUACUGAAAGCAAAAGAAA
This is a messenger RNA of Capsicum annuum, 928 nucleotides long. Its product is annotated as lysine-specific demethylase JMJ25-like. Gene Ontology annotation, molecular function: transcription coregulator activity; chromatin DNA binding; histone H3K9 demethylase activity. The coding region runs from base 234 to 746 and encodes 170 amino acids. The record is from RefSeq and is a predicted model, not a curated record. Gene Ontology annotation, biological process: regulation of transcription by RNA polymerase II. Lineage: Eukaryota; Viridiplantae; Streptophyta; Magnoliopsida; Solanales; Solanaceae. The transcript has 4 exons. Gene Ontology annotation, cellular component: histone deacetylase complex; chromatin.